This is a messenger RNA of Ichthyophthirius multifiliis, 1606 nucleotides long. RefSeq names its product sperm associated antigen 6, putative. The record is from RefSeq and is a predicted model, not a curated record. Gene Ontology annotation, biological process: cilium movement. NCBI's taxonomy places the organism in Eukaryota, Ciliophora, Oligohymenophorea, Hymenostomatida. Gene Ontology annotation, cellular component: microtubule cytoskeleton. The transcript has 3 exons. Gene Ontology annotation, molecular function: microtubule binding.
AUGAGUCGUGCAGUAUUACAACCAUUUGAAGAAUACUAAAAAGCCAGAGUUCAAUUUGUGUAAACAGUAGCUGUAUUAGCUAGAAAGCCUUAAAACAUCGAAGCAUUGCAAGCAGCUGGUGUUAUGGCCUUACUUAAGCCAUUAUUAUUAGACAAUGUUCCAUCAAUCCAACAAAGUGCAGCCUUAGCAUUAGGUCGUUUAGCCAAUUAUUCCGAAGAUUUAGCUGAAGCAGUAGUCUCAGCCGAUAUAUUGAACCAAUUAGUAUUAAGUCUAUCUGAAUAGAAUCGUUUUUACAAAAAAGCAGCUGCCUUUGUCCUCAGAGCAGUAGCUAAACAUUCGACAAGUUUGGCCUAAAAUGUCGUCGAUUCAGGCGCAUUGGAUGCUUUAGUUGUUUGUUUGGAAGAAUUCGAUCCUUCAGUUAAAGAAGCAGCUGCUUGGGCUCUUUCAAAUAUUGCAAAACACUCUAGUGAUUUAGCUUAAAGUGUGGUUGAAGUUGGAGCUGUUCCUUUAUUAGUUUUAUGUCUUUAAGAGCCUGAAACUGCUCUUAAAAGGAUAUCUGCAGGUGCUUUAGGUGAAAUAUGUAGACAUUCUUAAGAAUUAGCAUAAAGUGUCGUUGAUGCAGGUGCUGUGCCAUUUUUGAGUGCAUUAAUUCCACAUAAUGAUGCUUAAUUGAAAAGAUAAGUAUGUAAUUGUUUGGGUUACAUUGCUAGACAUACAAUUGAUUUGGCAGAAAGAGUAGUCGAAGCUGAAGUAUUCCCAAAAAUACUCUAUAGGCUGAAAGAUUAGGAUUUAUUAGUCAGAAAAUUCGCAGCUACUUGUAUACGUGAAAUAGCUAAAUAAUCAUAAGAUAUGGCAAAACUUAUAUGUAAUUCUGGGGGAGCAGUAGCCAUAGUAGAUUAUAUUAAUGAUGCUAAAGAAAGUGCUAGACUUCCUGGAAUUAUUACCUUAGGUUAUAUUUCUGCUUUUGACGAAUCUUUAGCUAUGGGUGUAAUUUCAGCAAAAGGUAUUCCUCCAUUAAAAGAUGCACUUAUUAAAGAAAAAGAUGAUCUAGUUUAAGCUGCUGCAGCCUGGACUUUAGGUUAAAUUGGAGGACAUAGUCCUGAUCAUGCAAGGGCUAUGGCUGAAGCAGAUAUUCCAAGUGCAUUAUUAGCAGUGUAUAAAUUUAAAGAUAGUAGUGAAGAUUUAAAAAAAAAAGCUAAAAAAGGCCUUAAAAGUAUUUUGUAAAUGUGCAGUUUCUUAAAUGCUUUAGAGCCUUUAAUUUCUGAAGCUCCAGACGAUAUUUUAUAAUAUGUAUUACAUUAAUUUGCUAAAACUCUCCCACAUGAUAAUGUGGCGAAAAAGAGUUUCGUUUAAUCCGAAGGUCUUAAAAAAAUUUAAGAAAUUAAAGCUGCUCCAGGAUCCAAAUUAAGAUAGUAUAUAGAUUCUAUUAACUCUAUUUAUCCCUAGGAAAUCAUUUAAUAUUAUACUCCCGGUUAUUAGUAAACUUUACUUAAAAAAUUGGAUGACUAUAAUACUGGUGAUUGAUUUAUUUUAUUUUUUGUUCUUGUUUUUCUACAUUUUUUUUUAGUUUAAUAUUUUAUAUUACAAAUUAUUUUAUUUUUUUAUG